Molecule: messenger RNA, 2391 nt
Organism: Penicillium brevicompactum
Lineage: Eukaryota; Fungi; Ascomycota; Eurotiomycetes; Eurotiales; Aspergillaceae
Product: SWAP/Surp domain-containing protein
Exons: 1
Coding region: 1-2391 (796 amino acids)
Biological process (GO): RNA processing
Cellular component (GO): nucleus
Molecular function (GO): RNA binding
Source: RefSeq, a predicted model, not a curated record
AUGUCUGACGAUUCCAAGGGGAAAAGCUUCCCAGAUGUUUCUGCGAAGCUAUCGGCGCUUCCCAAGAAAUCACUAUUCGAGAAGCAAAAGGCUGAAGCAGAGGCAAAGCGCAUUCGAGAACAAGCUGAAAAUGCCGCAGCACUGGAGGACUUUGUGAAAUCAUUUGAUGAUGAGGCUCCAGCUGGACCGUCGUCCUCUGCUGGACGAUUGAAUACACAAGGUGGCAGGGGUGGUGGGUUUGGAGCGCCUUCCAAACGGCACUUCUCAGGUUCCUCUACAGCACGUACUAGUGGACCAGGCACGUUAGGCCCGCCUCCUCCCUCACUUUCCCGCAAACGUCCCCACGACGGUUUCUUCCCCGCUUCGCAUCGCGAUCAGCCAAGACCCGACAACGCCAACAUGUCUUCUGGGUCAAACUCAGCAUUCGGGGACUCUAGCGCCGACAGGGCGGCGGAGGAGGCGGAACGGGCAGCGGCUAGGCCCACUUUGUACCUCGCGUCGCUACCUCCUGGGACAUCUCCAGCGGCCAUCAAGGCUUGGAUACCCACCGUCUUGAAAGUUGAGGACGUGAAGAUUGUAACCCCACCUAUGCAGAGCCCGACCCAGAGACGGUCGUCGGCCGCGAUUGUGAUCCUCGCAAGUGAUACAGCCGCCUCAGAUAUCGACUCCACCGUGAGCACCCUCCAAAACAAGUACAUCGGUUUUGGCUACUAUCUCAAUCUCGCUCGGUAUCUUUCUUCUGCCGCCAUCUCUUCAAACACGCCUUUGCCCGCGGGUCUUUCAUCCACCCCUUCUCUUCCCUUUGGCGCAAAGCUCGUUCAGCCCAAUACCGGUGGAGGUAUGGGUCGCGCUCCCCCACCGGGUCUACAUCAUGGAGGCUUCGCGCCUCCCUCCUCUUAUGCACCCAAUGCUGGUGCAACUGGUCCCACUUACGUAGUUCAGGUGAAAGUGCCAUCAAGCAUCAACCAAGUGAGAAUGAUCCAUAUGACACUCGAGCAUCUGUUAAACCACGGUCCGGAGUUCGAGGCACUGUUGAUGAGCCGACCUGAAAUUCAACAAGCCGAAAAGUGGGCCUGGCUUUAUGACGCCCGAUCAACUGGGGGAGUCUAUUACCGCUGGAAAUUGUGGCAAAUCAUCACAAACCCCGAUAAUGACAGGCAGAAGGCCCGCCAGCCAGCCAGGAUAUUCGAGGAUGGUCCACUGUGGCUACCCCCAGAGAACGAACUUAAGUUCGAAUUUGUCACUCGGCUUGAAGAAUUUGUUGAUCAUGAAGACUACAACUCCUCUGACGAAGAAAACUCGGACGUGGAAGAUGAACGACGCAACCGUGGCGGGGCGCCUCCAGAAGGGGCUGAUGCACACAGCAAUGGCACUGGCUUCUUAGGUGCUCUGAAGAAGGCCAAAUUGGUUCACCUCCUAGCACGACUCCCGACUCACCAAGCGACACUCCGGCGCGGCGAUAUUGCACGUCUCACAGCAUUUGCAAUGGAUCACGUUGAACGUGGGGCGGAUGAAAUCGUGCAACUGAUUGUUUACAAUAUCCUCCGUCCAUUGGUGUACACUAGUGCCAAUCCGAACCGUGAAACGGUACAGAAUGCCGCCUCGUCCAAAGAAGCGCCCGACGCGACUGUCGAGGACAAUGAUCAUCUCGCCUCCAAAAAGGCGUUUGAUCCAUCCGGUGCUAAGAUAGUCGCCCUCUACGUUGUUCAUGAUAUCCUUUGUGCCGCAAGUAACAGCGGUGUGCGCCAUUCCUGGCGAUACCGUCAUCUGUUUGAAAACGCACUCCGUGCAAAAGAGGUUUUCGAGCACCUCGGUCGUCUCGACAAAGAUCUCAAUUGGGGACGGAUGAAAGCUCAAAAGUGGAAGGAUAGUGUUGGGUGGCUUCUUAACCGGUGGGAGGGGAUGAAUUGCUUUACCCAAGCGAACCAGGAGCAUUUCACCAAAGUGCUCGAAAAGCCACCACUCACCGAGGCUGAGACGCUUCUUGAACAAGAGAAGGCCGAAGCAGAGAAGUCUGCCGCGGCCUUUGCCAAGAGCAAGAGCCGAUGGAAGACCGUUGAUGAAGAGGCGUCCGCUGGGCAGUCUGAACCCUCUCGCCCUGGAAGUGUCAAAUAUUCGGACGCUCAGCCCAAUUUCGCAGAGGACGAAUCCAUGAGUGACAUUGAUGGCAUCCCAAUGGCUGACAGUGAUCAUGAGAUGGAGAUGGACGAAGGAAAGCCCAUCGACAAGGCGCAGCUGCCGCCCCAGCAAGAUACCCAACCUGAAUCAACUCAACAACCUGAUUCAUCAUCCGACAAACCUGAAAGACCAGCUGGGCAGCAGGUGCCAGAAACCCGACGACGUCGACCUCGGCCCAAAGCUGAGGACAUGUUCGCCUCUGAAUCGGAAUGA